This is a messenger RNA of Colletotrichum graminicola M1.001, 561 nucleotides long. RefSeq lists its product as uncharacterized. Lineage: Eukaryota; Fungi; Ascomycota; Sordariomycetes; Glomerellales; Glomerellaceae. The record is from RefSeq and is a predicted model, not a curated record. Bases 1 to 561 code for a protein of 186 amino acids. The transcript is spliced from 2 exons.
AUGGGUACGGAGAGCGGAAAUAGCUCCUCGGUGUUGGGCCCCAUCUUCACAGAGGAGAGUAAGCACAGCUUCUUGACAUCACACUUGUUCCAUCUUCCCCUCAUCCAGACACGCCAACCAUGGUGCACCGCCCAAGACGACGUGACCAUCGUCGGCGGCGGCAUCGCGGGCAUGGCCCUUACCCUCUUGCCCGCAGCACAGUCCAUCCCCGCCACGAUCUACGAGUUCCGCAGCAAAGUGCCCCCAUCCCCCUACCACGCCGGUGGCGGCAUGAUGCUCUGCCGCAACGCUCUACGCAUCCUCGACUCCUUGGGCCUCUAUGAGCCCCUCCUCUCCAAGGCCUACAGCUUCGACUACGUCUACUACAAGAACGACGAGGAGGACGAGGCCGGGCUCCGCGUGCCAGUGGACAAGGACUACCGGUUCCCUGUCAGCGUGGGGAACCACAAAGGCGUCUUCCUGCAGGCGCCGCAGGGAGCUGACGGCGGCGAGGUGUUGGCGGGGACGCAGGCACCGUUCGACGCGGGGCGGGCGGCACUGGCUUAUGGCGGGAGGCGCUGA